UUUAUUAAAUGACACAUGAUUUUGCUUUCAAAUUCUGUCCCAAUUUUAAUUUGUUGUUCUUUAUUUAGGAAUAAUACUCGCAACAACUGCUCUCUAUUUCUUCCACUGAACUACUCACACUCACAGAUCUGAUUCCAAAAUUGCAAUUACAAUACAAGCAUCUCGAACCUUGUAAUUUCUCAAGAUUUAACAUGAAUCCUUGAGCAAAUUAGUAUUAUUAAUGCUGUGUUCAUAGAACAAAUUUCAAUGGCGUCAUCGUCUGAUAGUGAUAGGUCCAGUGACUUAUAUAAAGGUAUGUCAGCAGACAAUAUAAAGGGUUUGAUUUUGGCUUUAUCGUCAAGUUUGUUCAUUGGUGCUAGCUUCAUUGUUAAAAAGAAAGGUUUGAAGAAGGCUGGUGCUUCUGGUAUUAGAGCAGGAGUUGGAGGAUAUUCUUACUUAUAUGAGCCAUUGUGGUGGAUAGGCAUGAUUACAAUGAUUGUUGGUGAAAUUGCCAACUUUGCAGCAUACGCAUUUUCACCAGCCAUUUUGGUGACUCCUCUUGGGGCAUUAAGCAUCAUCAUUAGUGCUGUUCUUGCACAUGUUAUCUUAAAGGAGAAGCUACAUAUUUUUGGAAUGCUUGGUUGUGUUUUAUGUGUUGUUGGUUCAACUACAAUAGUUCUACAUGCUCCUCCAGAGCGUGAGAUUGAGUCUGUUAUAGAAGUAUGGAACCUAGCUACAGAACCUGGCUUUCUCUUCUAUGCUGCUCUAAUCAUGACUGCGGUGUUUGUGCUCAUAUUCCAUUUCAUUCCAGAGUAUGGACAUACACAUAUUAUGGUUUAUAUUGGUGUUUGUUCGUUGGUGGGAUCUUUAUCGGUUAUGAGUGUGAAGGCACUAGGAAUUGCUUUGAAGUUGACGCUCUCUGGAAUGAAUCAAUUAAUAUAUCCUCAAACAUGGGCCUUCAGUAUGAUUGUCACUGCCUGUGUGGUUACCCAAAUGAAUUACUUGAACAAGGCUCUUGAUACAUUCAACACUGUUGUUGUAUCUCCUAUAUACUAUGUGAUGUUCACUUCAUUUACGAUAUUGGCUAGUGUGAUUAUGUUCAAGGACUGGGACAGGCAGAAUCCAACACAAAUAGUGACUGAAAUGUGUGGUUUUGUGACGAUCCUUUCAGGGACGUUUCUUCUUCACAAAACAAAGGACUUGUCUGAUGGUUUAUCUAGUUCUUUGCCUAUCAAAGUAAGCAAGCAUGUUGAGGGAAAUGGAUGUGAGGAGUCUGAGGGUAUACCCCUGAGACGGCAAGAUUCCAUGAGACAGCCAUGAUACUUGUGAGGCUUCAACAUUUCUAGAAAUUGGUACACUUUUUCGGGAAGGAGGCUGGAUACACACCAUCUUAUGACUCAAGUGCAUCUACUUCCCUAGAAUUUCACGAAAGCGAAGUGGAAAGGUUUUUCUUCCUUGUGUGCUUUGUCUUACAUCACGUCGCUCAUCUAGUUCAAUUGCCUGGAAUCAAUUCCCUCCAAAAGUGUAGAUUUUGUGGUCUUAUAUCGGCAAGUGUACUUACAAAAGCGUAAUUCAGCAGAAUUAGCAGCCGAAGGGACAACGAUGAAUGAUGACAAGUGAGAUUGCACCGUUGAAUAGCCUGGUCACUGAUGGUAGAUUGGUAGUGACUAGUGUGUUCCAUUGAAUUUAUCACAAGCUUAGUGUCUGUAUUGCCUGUGUACAUUGUCACAUUAUUAUAAAAGAUGUGAUUAUUCUUUUCGUUUCAAAUUGUCGAGUUUACAAGUAUGUAACGGUAGUAUUUCCGCUAGGGGUGCUCAUAAUCGGGUACCCCAAAUUUCUGCUAUGUGUUCGGAUGUCUCAAUUAAAAAAUGGUCAUUUCUCUACAAA
Molecule: messenger RNA, 1866 nt
Organism: Amaranthus tricolor (Joseph's coat)
Lineage: Eukaryota; Viridiplantae; Streptophyta; Magnoliopsida; Caryophyllales; Amaranthaceae
Product: probable magnesium transporter NIPA4
Exons: 10
Coding region: 247-1299 (350 amino acids)
Biological process (GO): magnesium ion transport
Cellular component (GO): membrane
Molecular function (GO): magnesium ion transmembrane transporter activity
Source: RefSeq, a predicted model, not a curated record